GCGGGGGGGCGGCGGGCGCUGCGAUUGGCCGGACCGGUCACGUGGGGCGGGGGCUGCGGCCGCCACAGUAAACAUGGAGUCGAUCUUCCACGAGCGGCAAGAGGGCUCAUUGUGUGCUCAACAUUGUCUGAAUAAUUUGCUGCAAGGAGAAUACUUUAGUCCUGUUGAGUUAUCCUCUAUUGCACAGCAGUUGGAUGAGGAAGAAAGGAUGAGAAUGGCAGAGGGAGGAGUAUCUAGUGAAGAAUACAGAACAUUUUUACAGCAGCCUUCUGUAAAUAUGGAUGAUAGUGGAUUCUUCUCAAUUCAAGUUAUAAGCAAUGCCUUGAAAGUGUGGGGUUUAGAACUAAUCCUCUUCAACAGCCCAGAAUAUCAGAGACUUGGGAUCGAUCCUAUAAAUGAAAAAUCAUUUAUUUGUAAUUAUAAGGAACACUGGUUUACAGUUCGAAAGUUAGGAAAACAGUGGUUUAACUUGAACUCUCUCUUGAUGGGUCCAGAACUAAUAUCAGAUACAUAUCUUGCACUUUUCUUGGCUCAAUUACAACAGGAAGGUUAUUCCAUAUUUGUAGUAAAAGGUGACCUGCCAGACUGUGAGGCUGAUCAGCUACUGCAGAUGAUUCGGGUACAGCAGAUGCAGCGACCAAAACUGAUUGGAGAAGAGGCAGCACAGUCAAGAGAUCAGAGGCUACCCAGAAGUGAUGUGGACCAAGGAAUAGAAGUUAACCAUCCCUUUGAUGGAACAGGCAUGUUAGACGAAGAUGAAGAGAAUUUUCAGAGAGCCCUAGCUCUAAGUAGGCAGGAAAUUGAUAUGGAGGAUGAAGAAGCUGAUCUUCGCAGAGCCAUUCAGCUCAGCAUGCAAGGUAGCCGUCGAAGUGAGCUCUCAGGCUCAUUACCACAGAAUGUUCCUCAGUCGUCGCACAGCAGUCAGACAGACUCCCUUUCCUCAGAAGAACUGCGAAGGAGAAGACAAGCAUAUUUUGAAAAACAGCAACAACAGCUACAGCGGCAAGAUCAGACCCCAAACCUACAGGAUAAGGCAACUGUCAGCUCAAGCACUCCAGAAGCUGGCCCAGGAGGUGAUAUGAGCGAAGAAGACAUGCUUCAAGCAGCCAUGAAUAUGUCUCUGGAGUCUGUUAGAAACCACUUGAAUUCAGAAGAGGAGAAAUAACAUCAUUAUUCCCCUCGUAUUGUCAAAAUGCUAUGUCUCCAUUAAAAUUCUACUGUGUGAAUGUUGCACAAACAGGGUUCAUUUCAGAGUUCUGGAAGCAGGAAUGAAAGGGGGGCUGCUGGAGGUCAGUUUAGAGAGGGUCUGCAAUACAAAAAAGAUUGCACUAAUUUAGAGAACUGUAGCACUCCUACUACAAAACAUCUGCUCACAAGAGUAGUGUUGUUAAAAUUAAUAGAACUGUUCACACAAACAAAAUUAGACAAGGGUAGCAGCUGUAACUUGCAUUUAAAAAACAAGUUUAAAUUGUUUUGAAGAAUUCUAUAGAAGAUACAAAUGAUGCUGAAAACAGCAUCAACUGAUUUUCUUCAGUACUAAUGGAAAAACAGAUACGAGUAGUAAGUUAUGCUCAUAAAUUCUUUUUAAUAGAUCACUCUAAAAUGGGGAGAGUAAUUAAGUUCCAUUCAUCUUAAAUAAUUUAUCUUGUGAUUGUUUAUUAUUAAUGACUUAAUGUCAACUUUUUGAUCCUGCUGUCCACUUCUGAAAUGAUCCAUUCUGCAGGAGAAACAAGAAUCCCUAAAUUUAAUGCUUUUCAAUUCAAGACAAAAUUUUCAGUGUAUUGUUGAUUAUCAUGUUAUUCCUGAGUCUUUCAGUGAUUUCUGACUUUUUAACAGUUUUUGGUUUUAAUUCCAAUUGUAAAAUUUUAGGUUCAUGUUUAACAUACUGCCUUUUAGCAGAUAACUUGCCUUAUUUGGCUUGGGAUUUUUUGUAGUUCUUGUUUGUUUUUAAUUAUUGUAUUCUUAUGUUCUUUCUUGUUAAGCCACUGUAUUUUUACUACAAAAGCAGCAUAUACUCAAUUGGGUUGAACAGGUUUUCUUUUCUACCUCUUCCAGAGUCUUUUCCUCUUCAAGCUCAACCCUUCAUUCUGGCCUUUCAGUAUGAAAGAGCUGUAACGGAGUCUAGGAGAAAGUAGGAGGGGAUUUAGGUGCCAUAAAGUCAGUGCCACACACGAGGUGCAUUCCUGCAGUCUGAAAUGACCCCUGUGCAAGUAGCUCUUUUAAGAAUGAAUAUUUAUGCCUGUGUGGAUGUUCUUUCUGAAAUGCUUUCUAUGAGUGUCUGUCAGAAUGUUGCAGUUUUUUCAGGAAUGGCCUUUAUUCACGCACCUUAAAAUUUUUUAUCAUGCUGUUUCUGAUCCUGAGAAAAAUUGGGAAGUGCAAAGUAUGUGAGAGAGCUUAUGGUAUGGAUUGUAAGACAUUUGCUUUGAUAUCCAGGAUGAAUGUGUAACAGGGUGACCAAACCUGACUUUGAACUUCAGUGCAACAAAAGAGAGAUGUUUCAUUUUCCUAAAUGGUGCUUGAAAUACAAAUUCUGUUUACAUAUAAAUUAUAUGGAAAUAUGUUGUAGAUAGAGUAUAUAAGCUGUAGUCCAGUUAAAGCAUUAACAGUUAGCACAGGCAUUCUAAGAAUCUUUCAAAAAUAACCCCAAAUUUCUUUAUCAAAAUACUUCGAAGUUACCUCUUUGCACAACAGUAACAUUUAAUUAAAAUUAGUAGGAAAUUAAUGGUAGUUAGAUGGAAAUACACAUUCAGCAUCAAGUAGUACUGUACAUGAAAGGGCUCUUACCUCUCAGUAAAGAUUUGUUUACAGCAAUGGUUUCCUGAUCGCUUAGGAUAUUAUUAUAUCAUACAUAAUUGGGCUAAAUUUUGGUUUUCUUAUCUGUGUGCUAGAUUUUCACCAAUGUCACCAGAACCACUGGUUUGUGUUACACAAUAUGGAUUAUGACAAGAGACAGCACUACUUUUUAAAAACUGCAUUUUGUCUUUUUCAAAUAAUAGUCAUGCACAUUAUAAUUAUUUGUAAUGUGUUAAAUUAAUAUAGCUGAAAAGUGACUUUAAAAGUCCAUCUGUGUGUAUGCCAUUUUGAAAUGCUAUACUUUUCAGGAUGUGAUUUUCUGCUUUCAGUUUGAAAUUUCUAUGAAACUGAAAUGAAGAAAGGUGUCUAAAGCACUAAAUUUUUUUUUUCUCAUCUGUCAAUUAACCACAGCUUAAUUUUCCUUUUUUGGUUGUGCCAUAAACUAAUUCUGAAAUAAGAGUCAUUUUUAUAAAUAGGUGUAGACUGGCAAUCUGAUGCCAGUACUUGGAACUCAGACCUUUUAUCCUCUAUUAUGAAAAUAUAAUCAAAAUGUAUUAUUUCUAUAGCUCUAGCAGCCCUAUAUAAAAAAAAAAAUCUCAGCCCCUUAAAUCUCAUUGACUAACCCAGGCCAGCUACAUGAUUUUAUAAUCACUAAAACAUGCAGGCUUGCUGUUGAACUUUCAUGUCACAUCAAAAGUCACUUACCAUUAACCCAGCCAAGUCCACCACUAAAUGUAAUGGUCCUAAGCACCACAGCUACACCUCUUUUAAAUAGCUCCAGGGAGGGAGGACUCAACCACUUGCCUGGGCAGCCUGUUCCAAUGGUGGACAACCCCUUCAGUGAAGAAAUACUUCCUGAUGCCCAACCUGAACCUCCUCUGGUGCAAAUUGAGGCCAUUUCCUCUCAUCUUGUCACUUGCUACCUGGGAGAUGAGGCUGACACCCACCUCACUACAACCUCCUUUCAGGACUUGUAGGGAGUGACAGGGUCUCUAUUUGAACUGUACCUAAGGAAAAGACUAAUACUAGUUGCUGACAGUACAUAUUUUAUAACCCAGGUCCCAGGUUCAAAAUGUCUGGACCUGCCAAGACACUGUCAAUAAAACACUGAUGUCAUUUUUUGGUGUGCAUUCUUUCAGUGGUAAACAGUUCUCAAUGUGGCUUAACUACACUUCUAAGGUGUUUACUAAUUUAGAGCAUCCUCCUGGUGUUAUCUACCCUGUCAAGCUGAAGGGUUGGGUUUUUUUCCAUGUUACAGCUUUAGGCCAAAGUCCAUUGUAAGGGACCAGACAUUGAUUUUUUUUUUUAUUUUUAAAAAUUUUUUUUAAUUACAAAAUUAUAUUCGAGGGAAUUUCAGACUUCAUUCAUUCAACAGAUUUUUACUGUUUUCCAGUGAAUGGUCCAUGUGACAUAAUUUAUGGUUUUCUGCCAGUAGAAAUCAAAGGAGCAGGGGGAGUGAGUGAUACAAGAAAUAUCUUCCAAAAUUACUGCUCUAAGUAUAAUUCUGCAAACUCCUUUCAUGGUCUUACAGUGAGGGCAGGAGGAACAAGAGUUGUAAUGCAGUCAUGCUUGUAUGCAGUUCUUGUUAGGCGCAGCAGGUACAAAUAUGAGCUGUUUAAAUGCUUACAUUUUUCUAGACUUGAAACUAAUCUGUUACAAUUCUGGCGUACUUUAACAUUUGGUCUUCCUGUGCCCUUCAAAAAACUGCAGCAAAUUUAAGUGUAAUUUUCAGCUAAAGUACUCUUCUCACUUGUCAUACUUUAUUCCUUUGCAGACUACUUGAAAAUAACCAGUACAAAUUUAAAUCUAUGAUGUGUUUUAAUGUUGGACUAUUGCUUCUAUUACAAACUUACAGAAUGGUAGGGGGGUUAAAAUGGUUUCUGCGGGUAUCUAGUAGACAAAUAUCAUUUGCAAGCUGCUCUGUCUUUUACAAAAUCGACAGGUUUUAAAGAUGAACAAGAACAUGUUACAGUUCUAAAAUGUGAAAUUUUCUAGAAUUAAUUAUUGGUUCAAAUAAUGAUGAAAACAUAAAAAUGGUGGCCUUUAUACUGAAAAAUACAGUAUAGGGGAAUGGGAUCAGAGAACUAGAACUCUAGUUACAAUACUUAUAAUACUUACAAAGAAGUAUUAUUUUGCAAUUCGUGUUACCAGCACAUCACUUUUAAAGGAUUGAAAUAAGAAUCCAAGGAGAAGAAAAAUUGAUGUGGAAACUUUUUUUAAGGGCUUAGAUAGAAAAUUAUGUUGUUCGCUUGGUAAGCCAUUACUGUCUUGCAUAAAACAAACUUAAGUCCUGGAAAAUCUUUUAUUCACAAAUCAUUACAAAAAAGAAGGAAAAGAAGUCUAACAGGUAAUAUGUACAUAUCUAUUCCAUACACACAGAAUCAUUUGUUCAAGUGAGAAUAAUACUUACUACAUUCAAACUGGCUUGGUCCAAAUACUCAAUUCUUCAAUGUAGAAUUAGUAGCUUUGUCUCGUAUCCAGGUUUUCAUCUUAAAAGCAGGAGUUCUUUUGCAAUAAACUUUUCUAAUCUUCAUACACACAUUUUGCCUUAUUUACAUUUCAGAGAUGGAGGGAAUGGUGUAGUAUUUAACUUGCCGUAGUCACCUCCUUCCCCAGUUACAGUUCUUCAGACAGUUAGUAUGUGUGACUUUUCAACUGCUUUUACCAAAUCAAAAUAUUUAUACAUUAUUUUCUUUGUUAAGAAAAAUAAUUAUAACUACACUUUUCUUUUAAUCUCCCCCCAUCCUCAGUACAGGCACUGUGUGAAUUCAGGACGGGACUUUUAUAAGAGUUUGAAUAAAGGGAUGUAAUAUUUAAAUGCCAUUGUCCAAAAGCAAAAUGAAAAAAAAACAAGGUAAAAACCUUGAUCUUGUCUUUAAAGCAUGUAAGCAUUGAUAAAAUUUUAUUUUUUGCUACAUGAAACCCCCUGUGUACAAAUCAGGGUAGAGUUAGGAUUUUGUAAGGGAAUAAUUUUUUUCAUCUCUUGCCUAAUAGUUGUGUAUUUUAGAAAUCAUUUUCAGUAAUAGAUUUUUUUGUCAAGACUGUUUUCAUAUCACAUCUUUGGCUCUGGAUUCCUGUAUAAUUUUUGUCUAUUUUGUGUAUAUAAAGCAUAGAAUACUGAAAAGAUUUUAAAAGGGAAAGCUGAAAUGCUUUGUCAUUGUUUUGACUGGAAAAUGGCAGCACUGUUCGGUAUUUUGAAAAUGCUCUCCAAAUAGGCAUGAAUAUAUAUGGUUGUAUUUGAUAUCACUUUUUUAAAUAAAUAUGAUUAUAGCUUCUAAUGUU
Molecule: messenger RNA, 6075 nt
Organism: Corvus hawaiiensis (hawaiian crow)
Lineage: Eukaryota; Metazoa; Chordata; Aves; Passeriformes; Corvidae
Gene: ATXN3
Product: ataxin 3
Exons: 11
Coding region: 74-1165 (363 amino acids)
Biological process (GO): protein deubiquitination
Cellular component (GO): nucleus
Molecular function (GO): cysteine-type deubiquitinase activity
Source: RefSeq, a predicted model, not a curated record